This is a messenger RNA of Lasiodiplodia theobromae, 1635 nucleotides long. Its product is annotated as Nuclear protein. Lineage: Eukaryota; Fungi; Ascomycota; Dothideomycetes; Botryosphaeriales; Botryosphaeriaceae. The coding region runs from base 1 to 1635 and encodes 544 amino acids. Gene Ontology annotation, cellular component: catalytic step 2 spliceosome. The transcript has a single exon. The record is from RefSeq and is a predicted model, not a curated record.
AUGGCGCCCCCAUCCUCAUCCUCGAAUCCUCCCCCUCCGCCUCCCGCUCCGACAACGACCACAGCGCUCACCAAGCGCUCCCGCGACACCGCCCUCAUGCCGCCACCACCCCAGCAGCCGCUCGCGAAGCGCAUAAAGCGCCCGCCCAAGAUCCUCGAUGAAGACACGUACACGGGCACCCUCGACCACAUCGUCGCGCGCGACUUCUACCCGGGCCUGCUGGAGAUGCGCGCGCAGCGCGAGUACCUGGCCGCCGUCGACAGCAACGACAAGGCGUGGCAGCGCGACGCCGGGCGGAACCUGGAGCGCAUUAUGACGCCCGGCCCGGACGGACGGCGGCGAUUCGGGCGGAGGGGCGUCAGCAUGACACCGGUGGCGACGACGCCGCGGCUGGUAGGGAGAGCAGGUGAGACGCCGCGGGGGUGGGGUGGGGAGACGCCGCAGACGCCGGCGACGGUGAGGGGAGGAGGGAAGGAGGAGACGGAGGAGGAGAGGCUGGCGCGCGAGGAGGAAGAGCGCAGGGAGCGCGAGCACGAGGAGAUGCGCGGACUGAGCUUGAAUGCGUUCCAGGCCAAGUACACGUCCGAGGACAACGAGAGCUUCAACGCGCUGCUGGACCGCCAGAACGCCAAGCGCGCCGAGAAGUACGCCUUCCUGUGGCAGGGCAACAAGAUCGCGACGGGCCGCCAGAUAGCGUGGCGCGAGCGCGAGGCGAAGCUGCUCAAGGCGGAGGAGGAGGAUAAGGAGGGAGGAGGAGUAGGACACAUCCGCAACAACGACCGCGCCCUCGUGCGCCGCGACCCGGAGCGCGAACGCGACGCAGAUACGCGCAAGGCCAUGCCCGACCACCGUCCCGCCGCGCCCCGCAACUCGCUCAUGUUCAACCCGGACUCGAUCGAAGACACGCACGAGACCGUCGCGCAGGCCGCCCAGGCCGCCUCGACCGCCCCGCCGAAAGCCAUCAUCUACAACAACACGCGCCUGCCUGCCCCCGCUGCUGCUACUGGUACAGAUCCGGAGAACAGCGUGCCCCCCUCGCCAUCCCUCUCCGCCGUCAACGACGCCAUCCGCGGUCGUCCCCGGCCGACCGACUCGGAGGUUGGCAGCGCCGCCGCGUACUCGGGCAGCGAGACCCCCCGCGUCAACGGCUACGCCUUCGUCGACGAGGAUGAUGAUCCGGAACCCGAGCCAGACCACUCGCUGCUCCAGCGCCUCGGCAUCACCGCCGGCGACGACGGCGGCCGGCCGAACCCCUUCUCCAUCCGCCAGGCCAGCAAGCGCGAGGAGCUCCACCACCGGCUCGUCGACAAGAGCGCGAAGGCGAAGAGAGAAGGUAGUGGUGGUGGAAUUGGAAGGAUCGCGGCGUUGAAGGGCGAGGCAAGCAGUGGGAAGACGCCGACGCCUAAGUUUGCGAGCAGUCCGGUCAUUACAAGGAAAGCUGGCGGUGGCGCGGGCAGUUUGACGCCUGCGGCGCAGCGGCUGUUUGCGAGGGUGGGCGGUACACCCAAGCGGGAUGGGUUGGCUGGGUUCGCUGCGUUUGGGGGAAGUAACAGUGGUGGGACGCCGUUGAGGAGGGAGAACAGGGAGAGGGUGCGGUGGACGCCGACGCCGAAGGUGAAGAGGUCGAUGGGUUGA